AGGAUUUUUUGUUUCUUCCACACAGGUGUAGAAAAAUGGCAAAGAGAAUUGCAGAGAAGGAGCUGACUGACCGAAACUGGGACCAAGAAGAUGAAGCUGAGGAGGUGGGAACAUUCUCUGUGGCAAGUGAAGAGGUCCUGAAGAACAGAGCUAUUAAAAAAGCAAAGCGCCGAAAUGUUGGGUCAGAGUCUGAAAGUGGAGGAGCUUUUAAAGGGUUCAAAGGCUUUGUAGUGCCUUCUGGAAAAGGAGGAGGUGGCUUCAGUGGAUUCGGGAAUGGUGCAGGAAUAAAGCCUUUGGAAGGGCUGUCUAAUGGAAGCAGUAGUGUCUCUAGUACUCCUUCUUUCAGCAGUUUGAAGAGCACCUCGGAAACACAAUCAGCAUUUGGAUCCCCAACGUCAAAUGGUCCCACUGCUGCUGUGUUUGCUGAGAAGAAGGUUGUGAGCCCACGAGCCAAAGGUGUCAGCCAGCCCUGCUCAUCUGGCAGCACCUCGAGCGCGGCACACGGCUCCGGCACCUACCACAAACAGCUGGCUGCUCUCAACUGCUCCGUUCGUGACUGGAUAGUGAAGCAUGUUAACAGCAACCCCCUGUGUGACCUGACCCCCAUCUUCAGGGACUAUGAGCAGUAUUUGGCGAGCAUUGAGCAGCAGCAUGGAGGCGGCAGUGACAGCGGCUCCGAGAACGAAAGCAGCAAGACCCCUGGCCCGCGGGCUGUUCCUGUGUUUGGGAGUUCAAAGCUCCAGCAAGGCUCCACAUUUUUGUUUAACAACAAAACUGAGGAUACCUCAGACAGAAAACCUGAAGCUGCAUCAGAAAAAAGAGACACAUUGUCAGGAGCUACAUCAACUGUCUCGUUUAAUUUUGGCAAGAGUGUUGACAGUUCUGUUUUGGGUUCCCUUGGUUCAGGAACACUUAGUAGUUUCUCGUUUUCUCCUGGGAAUUCAGGUUUGUUUGGAAAAGAUGCAAACCAGGCUAAGUCUGUCACUGCAGCAUCCACCAGUUUAUUAGAAGCUCAGACAGACAGUGGCAAUAAUGAUGACAAAGGAGGGGAAGAGGAGGAAGAAGAGCCACCCAAAGUCAUUGUUAAUGAAAUAAAAGAAGAUGAUGCUUUCUACUCAAAGAAGUGCAAACUGUUUUACAAGAAAGAUAAUGAAUUUAAAGAAAAAGGUGUAGGAACAUUACAUUUAAAACCAGCAGGAAAUGAAAAAACUCAACUCUUAGUACGAGCAGAUACCAAUUUAGGAAAUAUACUGUUGAAUGUUCUAAUUCCACCUAAGAUGCCAUGUACAAGAACCGGAAAGAACAAUGUUCUUAUAGUUUGUGUUCCUAAUCCACCAAUCGAUGAGAAGAAUCCAGCUGUUCCUGUCACUAUGCUAAUAAGAGUGAAAACAAGUGAGGAUGCAGAUGAGUUGCACAAAAUUUUACUGGAGAAAAAGGAGACUUAAAUAAGUUGCAGUCCGUAAUUUGAGGAAUUAAUGCCAAACUGCUGCUGCUCUUUUUUUUUCUUCCCUAACUUCACUUGAACAUUUAAUUCUUUACUCUGAUAUUAAGAACUGUUACAGGAAUUCUGGAAAAAUGAUGUGAGGAAAAGCUAAACUAGCUAAUAAAAGCUUUAAUAGAACACAA
Messenger RNA from Cyanistes caeruleus (blue tit), 1626 nucleotides. NCBI's taxonomy places the organism in Eukaryota, Metazoa, Chordata, Aves, Passeriformes, Paridae. The record is from RefSeq and is a predicted model, not a curated record.